CGUUGGGUUCCCGGGGUGGGGAUCAUUCCCGGGGUGCGGGUCAUUCCCAGGCAGUGAGUUAUUCCCGGGCAGUGGGUUCCCGGGGUGCGGGUCAUUCCCGGCCGGUGAAUUCCCGGGGUGCGGGUCAUUCCCGGCCUGGGAGUCACUCCCAAGGCCGCCUGUGGCUUGCAGAGCUCCCGUCCGUGGGGCCGGGCAGGCGCGUCCCCCCCGAUGCGGGCAGGAGCCGGCGCUGGGCCAUGAGCAACGCCACGGCCCCCACGGCCCCGGGCGCGGCGGGGGACUCGCUGGUGGGCUCCGUGCUGGGGCCCUUCCUCCUCCUCACCCUCCUCGGCGCCCUCCUGGCCGCGGUGAUGUACGUGAAGAAGAAGCGCAGGUCCGACCGGCUGCGGCACCGGCUGCUGCCCAUGUACAGCUACGACCCGGCUGAGGAGCCGCCUGAGUCGGAGCAGGAGCUGCUGGUGGAGGCUGAGGAGGCUCAGGUGGUGCCCGGCUGGGGGGGACCCUCGCCCCCUUGGCCCCCGCGCAGGGACUGGAGGGCCUGACCCUGCCUGGAGCACCGGGACCGGAUCCUGCCCGCGGGAGGGAAGGGAGCACAGGAGCAGCACUGGUUCCAUCACCCAGAACGGGCAGGACGUGCCCACACUGGUGCCACGAUGCCACAGCCACUGCCCCCACUUCUGAGCACUGACCAGGAUGGGACAUCUCCUACCUCAGUGCCUCUUUUUGCCAUUUCUGGGUUUUUUUUUUUUUUGCUUGAACUGCUCCAGCAGCCUCUUGGAAAGCCCAGGAGAGCACACUGGGGCUGGCACACUGGCAGGGAGCAGCAGGUUCUGCUGGCACGGGAUGCCUGGGGGAAGAUGGGGUAAAUAAACGUGUCUCAGCCUUGGU
Molecule: messenger RNA, 888 nt
Organism: Agelaius phoeniceus (red-winged blackbird)
Lineage: Eukaryota; Metazoa; Chordata; Aves; Passeriformes; Icteridae
Gene: SMIM29
Product: small integral membrane protein 29
Source: RefSeq, a predicted model, not a curated record